Molecule: messenger RNA, 570 nt
Organism: Peronospora belbahrii
Lineage: Eukaryota; Oomycota; Peronosporomycetes; Peronosporales; Peronosporaceae
Source: the annotation of a GenBank genome assembly
AUGGACGACGUUGUUGUUGUGGAAUCGAUUCAAGACGAGCAUGUAAAACGCGUGUUGUGUCAUUAUAAUAACAUUGUUCAUACGCGCGUGCUAAAUGCAAUACGAAUCCAGCACAAAAACAAUCUUCACAGUAGAAAUACAAAAAGAAUGACACGUAAUGAAAACGUAAGCUGGGAACGCUUUGAGGAGCAGACCAAAUUGGCGUUUGUAGGAAACUCACUGAACUCGCGGUUUUUCCUCAAGACACGAGUAAUAUCUACGAAGAAUGUAAAAGUAGUAGCAAGAGUGUCACAUUACUCUGUUAAAUCUACGACGGUGUUGUCUUCGAGUGUUGGUGAACGGAACGAGGCAGUCAAGUACAUGACCACGGACACGACUAAAUUGUUUCGACUGAUGAAGCUCUUGCACUUUGUAAUGCAGGAAGUUUUAGGGCCUAUGAAGUCGCUCGGAGCUUCAACAGUGGUGCCUGCUUUGUGUCCUGAAUCAAAGCCUGUAAACACUCUUGUGAAUCAAGCAAACAAUCAGAAGAAGUUGAAGAAGAAGAAGAAUGCAACUAAGAGUCUUACUUAG